AUGUGCGUGCGCUUCAAGAUGUCUGCAAUGCAACCAACCGACGAAUUCGAGUGCCUCUUAAAAGUUCCAGGGCUCACUUUGCUCCAGACUGUUGUCAAGUGGACUCACUUAACAGUCAACCGAUGCUACCAAGGCCAGACCCUUUUACUGAGCCAUUGUCUCUUCGCGGCCUGGAGACACAAUGUACAGGCGACUGUAACUGAUGCGGCUACCACCAGGCUGGAUCUGGAGCAACGCUAA
This is a messenger RNA of Protopolystoma xenopodis, 240 nucleotides long. The record is from the annotation of a GenBank genome assembly. Lineage: Eukaryota; Metazoa; Platyhelminthes; Monogenea; Polystomatidea; Polystomatidae.